AGUCCAGCAGCCAGUCGCAGCCAUGCAGGUCGCCGCGCUGCUCAUCUGUCUGCUGCUGACCGCGCUGACGUCACAGGUUCAGGCGCAGCCCGAGCGCUGGGAGUUAAACUGGAGGGAAAAGGAUCCAGAGGACACAAUUUUCACUUCAUCUGGGGAUGGUGUGUCAAAUGCUGAAAUUUAUGUAAGACCAGAAGUGCUACAACUGUUACAUCUUAGGAACAGACCCAUAAAAAAACACUUCAAUACUGUGCCAGCAUGGGUGCUAGGAAGUGAACAAGCAAAAUCAUCAGUGGUAAUUCUGCUGCCUGAAGGCUCAGCAGACAAUGAACAGGUUUUUUGAUGUUCAGAUGGGCAAUGGAAUUUAUUCUUUCAAAAAUUGUGUCAAUAGGAAAUAAAUAUCAAGAACAACAGAAAUUUACAGUACCUUAAAGAAAUAAUAUGUUGCCAUUGAGCAGCUAUAUGUAAUAGGAAUAAUGCACAGAAUAACAGAAAUCAGACUGAAACA
Schistocerca piceifrons (Central American locust) is the source of this 505-nucleotide messenger RNA. RefSeq lists its product as uncharacterized. The coding region runs from base 23 to 340 and encodes 105 amino acids. The record is from RefSeq and is a predicted model, not a curated record. The transcript is spliced from 3 exons. NCBI's taxonomy places the organism in Eukaryota, Metazoa, Arthropoda, Insecta, Orthoptera, Acrididae.